CCAAUGUCACCCCUCUCCCCUCGGUACUCCUUUUCAUGCUCUUUUUCUUUUUCUUUCUUUCAUUUAUCUUUACAUUCUCGCUCCAAAAACAAACAUACACACAAAGCUAGAUUUUUUGUGCCUCUGGCAUGAGUAUAUGAACGCUUCUCUAUGGGUUUGUCAUGUGGAGAGGAUGAUUUUGAAAAGAAUGGAAGUCAUGAAGUUCCGUUAAUAGUUGACAGCAGAGAGACUAGAGUCAGUGGUGGCUAUAUGGAUUUACAACAUCGUCAUCAUGCAGUUGAGUACGAGGUCGAAUUCUGGCCAGUUGAACACCCAAUGGAACCACAGGAUGAAGAUCGUCCUGUCAAAUGUCCAAUGCCAACCUCUUCUGUUAUCAAGAAUGGAAGGGCGCAUGAGGAGAGAUUAGAGAAGAGAGCGGACGAUCUACUACUACCUGCGGUAAUGAACAAACAAGGCAUUGUUGUGGUGGCUGCAGAGCCCCAAGUCCGAGCAGUGCGUAAAAGGCACCAUACACUUACCCGUCAGGACCACCGUGUAAUAGCACCUGAUCUAACAAGGAUGGCUUCAAUUCCUGCUCUGCCAACUCAGAACGUCACCAUUUUUCAAAUGCUUCAAGAACUCGACAAGUUCGAUCAGUAUUAAAAAGAUUUGGAUGGAUAAUUAGCAUGACACUCUGCAAUACCAUUUGUCCUUCUAAUGUGUCAUCACGAGAGAGAGAGAGAGAGAGAGAGAGAGAGGCACCAUUUUUUGCAUUGAACAGAUGUUCCACGCCACAUGACCGGAUCCAUUCAUGACUUAACUAGCUUCUUGUGAAUCCUUCCAUAUUCCUCAACCGGGUAAAGGAUCUAAUUGUAAAUUUGCCUCCUCAGUCUUGAAGAAUUCUCUGGAGUUGUACGAGGAAUAAAACUCGACUUCCAAAGAUCAUGAGACUGGAUGCUGUCUGUUAGCAUAGUAGCCUGAGAUUUAGAAUCUAAGAACAUCUAUUACGAUGUUGUUCAAGUUAUCAGUCUAUUGGGUACCUUUGCGGUGGACCUAAAAAAUCACUACCAAUGAUAGUUUAGCGAUGGUGAUAUCAUCACCUUCAGCUUUA
Messenger RNA from Populus trichocarpa (black cottonwood), 1090 nucleotides. RefSeq lists its product as uncharacterized. Lineage: Eukaryota; Viridiplantae; Streptophyta; Magnoliopsida; Malpighiales; Salicaceae. Bases 151 to 642 code for a protein of 163 amino acids. The record is from RefSeq and is a predicted model, not a curated record. The transcript is spliced from 4 exons.